Molecule: messenger RNA, 520 nt
Organism: Drosophila albomicans
Lineage: Eukaryota; Metazoa; Arthropoda; Insecta; Diptera; Drosophilidae
Gene: Cox17
Product: cytochrome c oxidase copper chaperone
Exons: 3
Coding region: 145-378 (77 amino acids)
Biological process (GO): mitochondrial respiratory chain complex IV assembly
Cellular component (GO): mitochondrial intermembrane space
Molecular function (GO): copper ion binding; copper chaperone activity
Source: RefSeq, a predicted model, not a curated record
UCGUAAUACAGUACGGGCACACUGUUGUGUGAACUUGAAAUAAAUAGAAUGUGGUGAAAUAUUUCUCACAUAUUUUGAAACUGUGAGAGUGUUAUUUCUAGUGCUAGUCAUUCAUCGAUUCGAUUCGCAAAACCACACAACACAAUGGGCAGCAACGCAUCACAUGGAGUCGGAGUUGUGGAAACCGCCGCAGCGACUGCAGCCAAAGUUACGGAUACCGCUGCCGCCGGCGAUAAACCGAAAUGCAAGGCUUGCUGCGCUUGUCCCGAGACGAAACGUGCACGUGACCAAUGCAUUGUGGAAAAUGGCGAGGAAAACUGCACGAAACUCAUCGAGGCGCAUAAACAAUGUAUGCGAGACCAGGGAUUCAAAAUCUAAUUGGUCGACUGAGCGUGGGAAAGGCGUCGCGCGGUGUACUUAGAAGGAAUAUUUCAGUCGUCACGGGGGAGAAGAUGCGGCUAAAUAAUUAAUACAUGUAUAUCUCUUUCUCUCUCUCUUCGCGAUGUUUUUUUUUUUUAUA